AAUAAACCAAUCAUGGUUGUUCAACACAAUGUUAAAGGUUAUGAAGAGUUCAUCAAAUUGGUGGGCGAACUAGAAGGUUCUGGCCAGCCGAUACAUGUUUUAUUUUCCGGUGGUAAAGAUGAAUCGGGUAACAGUUGGUGUCCUUAUUGUGUAAAAGCUGAACCGGUGAUUCAUGAUGCCCUGGAAAAAGCUCCUGAGAAAUCACAUUUUGUACACGUUGAUGUUGGUGAACGUAGCUACUGGAAGGAUUUAAAUUGCCCAUUCCGCAAGGAUCCCAACACACAUUUGAUCUUCUUGCCAACAUUAUUGCGUUGGAAAUCACCUCAACGUUUGGAUGGUGAACGUUGUUCCAAUAAAGACUUGGUAGAGAUGAUGUUCGAAGAUGAGGACUAAGCUAAAAA
Messenger RNA from Musca vetustissima, 401 nucleotides. Its product is annotated as thioredoxin domain-containing protein 17-like. The transcript is spliced from 3 exons. The record is from RefSeq and is a predicted model, not a curated record. The coding region runs from base 13 to 393 and encodes 126 amino acids. Gene Ontology annotation, cellular component: cytosol. NCBI's taxonomy places the organism in Eukaryota, Metazoa, Arthropoda, Insecta, Diptera, Muscidae. Gene Ontology annotation, molecular function: protein-disulfide reductase [NAD(P)H] activity.